UGGCGGCGUCCUUUCAAAUGUCAUGUUGUCGUUGUGUGCGAUGUGAAAUGUAAAUCAGUUCUUGAUUUGGCAUAAAAUAGAAACAUAUUCAGACCUUCUUUUAAAGUAACAUCAGCAUAUUUGUUCAGAGAUCAAACAAAACGAUGGUUCAUCUAACAUCUUUAUUACUCAGAAAAUACCAUGGUGGUCAUGUGGUUAUCCGACUGGCACUUGGUGGGGCCACUAACAGACCCUUCUACCGUAUAGUGGCCGCCUAUAACAAACGAGCACGGGAUGGUAAAUACAUCGAGCAGCUGGGAUCAUAUGACCCUCUUCCAAAUAUCUACAACGAGAAGCUUGUCAGCUUUAACUACGACCGAAUCAAAUACUGGAUGGGCUGUGGGGCUCAUCCGACAAAACCUGUGGCAAAACUGUUAGGUCUGGCUGGAUUUUUCCCUUUGCAUCCCAUGACUAUAACAGAGGCUGAGCGACAGAGGAAUAAAGCAGCUAUAAAGGAAGACGCUGCAGCAGAGAAUGAAGAUCAGGAAGAGAAGCAAGCAGAGCAAUAGACUGUUGAGUUUUUUUAUUUUUAUUUAAUCCUAAUACACAUUUACCUAAUACACAUAUUAGAAGUGAUUCUCCUAAUUUAGGUUAUUAUGCAUGUAAUCUAUUGAAUGUUGAGAGCUUCACUGAGAAAAUAAAAAUGUGAGUUUUGUACUUAAAGUCAAA
Messenger RNA from Trichomycterus rosablanca, 708 nucleotides. RefSeq names its product mitochondrial ribosomal protein S16 (gene mrps16). Gene Ontology annotation, molecular function: structural constituent of ribosome. Gene Ontology annotation, biological process: mitochondrial translation. The transcript is spliced from 4 exons. The coding region runs from base 144 to 548 and encodes 134 amino acids. Lineage: Eukaryota; Metazoa; Chordata; Actinopteri; Siluriformes; Trichomycteridae. The record is from RefSeq and is a predicted model, not a curated record. Gene Ontology annotation, cellular component: ribosome; mitochondrial small ribosomal subunit.